Aspergillus niger is the source of this 522-nucleotide messenger RNA. RefSeq lists its product as uncharacterized. The transcript has 6 exons. Bases 1 to 522 code for a protein of 173 amino acids. Lineage: Eukaryota; Fungi; Ascomycota; Eurotiomycetes; Eurotiales; Aspergillaceae. The record is from RefSeq and is a predicted model, not a curated record.
AUGUCCACCGUGAUGUGGGUGCCACAAUAUCCGUCUCCUUGCGUUCCUUAUCAAUUCACUUCGGAUCUCGAGGCAAAAGGGGAGGUGAACCGGAGCGAGAGCCAAGAUGACGAUGGCCGAUGGGUAGGAAGUGAAACAGGCGGAAACGACUGUGGGGAGGCGAGUUCCACUGUGAGGGGAGGGAAAAGGCCACGCGGAGAGAAGGGAAGAGACAAGGAUACGGGAAGAAGUCAAGAGGAACAACCUCUUUUUCCGCAGGCGGCGAGAGAUAAAGAGAGAGAGAAAGAGAGACCAACCAACGAAUACGAAAUGAGGCAGCCGGAAGCGGGAAAAGGAAUGACUGCAAAUGCAAGAGUAGAAGAGCAGAUGAGUGAAGAGUUGGAAGAAAAAGAAGGGAACAAGAACCAGAACCAGAAGAAAAAGGCCGUCGAGAAGGCGAGCCAGAAGGCAAAAAGGGAGUCUCGAAAGGAAGGCCUGAACCCAAAACUGGAACCUGAUGGGGAAUUUGCGGAGGCACCUUAA